UUACCCAAAAGAACGCGGAAUAAUGUCCUAAAGCGCUAUGUGGCAAGGAGAUUUCCCGCCAAAAGUCCAAAAUCGGCGCGAGAUUCCGAGUCCUUCCGCGGGCAGUCAGAGCCGCAGAAUUAAACUAAAGCUCCAAAAACACUCAAAUUCACCGAUUCUUCAGUUUCACCAUGCCAUUAGCAGAGUCCCAGGGUAAUGGUGAAGCAGAUGUGGUUAACCUGAAAGCAGAAAAGGCACAUGUAAAUGAAGCUCAGAAUGGCACUACUAAUGGUUGUGAAAAUGGAAAUGGGCAUGCUGUGAGGCAUGAUGAGUGCCAGUACUUAGACCUGAUCAGACAGAUAAUGAGGACAGGCAACAGGAAGGGAGAUAGGACUGGCACUGGCACUAUUUCCAUGUUCGGUGCCCAGAUGAGAUAUUCACUUCGAAAUGAUGUUUUCCCUCUUCUAACUACCAAGCGUGUGUUCUGGCGAGGGGUGGCUGAAGAGCUGCUAUGGUUUGUGAGAGGUUCCACUAAUGCUAAAGAACUACAGGAGAAGGAUAUUCACAUUUGGGAUGGAAAUUCCUCCAAGGAAUUUUUAAACAAAAUGGGAUUCCAUGAUAGAGAGGAAGGGGAUCUGGGUCCAGUAUAUGGGUUCCAGUGGCGUCACUUUGGAGCUUCAUAUACAGACAUGCACGCAGACUAUACUGGUCAAGGUGUGGAUCAGCUUCAGCAGGUAAUAGAUACCAUCAAAAAUAACCCAGAUGAUCGCCGUAUCAUCAUGUGUGCAUGGAACCCAGUAGAUGUGCCCAAGAUGGCCCUUCCGCCAUGUCACUGCUUGUGCCAAUUCUAUGUAGCAAAUGGGGAACUUUCUUGUCAGCUAUAUCAGCGUUCUGCUGAUAUGGGUCUAGGUGUUCCCUUCAAUAUUGCCAGCUAUGCACUUCUCACAUACAUGAUUGCUCAUGUUACUGACCUGAAGCCUGGUGACUUUGUACACACACUGGGAGAUGCUCAUGUUUACUCUAACCACUGUGAAGCUCUGGAGGAACAACUCAAGAGGGAGCCUCGACCAUUCCCCUCCCUAAAGAUCAAGAGGAAAGUUGAGAACAUCAGUGAUUUCAAGUUUGAGGACUUUGAGCUUGAGGGUUAUAAACCCCAUCCAAAGAUCAAAAUGGAGAUGGCUGUGUGAUACUAUAAUAAAAGCUCAUUGGUCAGUUCUCAAAUUGACUUAAGACAAUUAGGGUUUAAUAACAAACACAAAUUUAUAUAUGUUCAUGUAUUUCAGGUGUAGGCAUUUUACCCCAAUGGUAUGCCAUGUUUACUAUGAAUUUACUUUAUUGAACUUGAUUACACAUAAACUGUUCUAUAAGUGCAUAGUUGCCAAGGAAUAAAUUACUAGGGCUACCUGAUCUCACAUGUCUUAUCAAAAUUUAAAGAAACAGGGUAAACAAAUUAGGGCUGUUCAAGUGUUUAAUGAGGAUAAUAUCAACAAUGCUAACCUUAAUUACGAUGGUAAUAGCCAAAUAAAAAAAUAUCUCAAAAAUGUGAGUGGAUAGUGCAUAUACCCAUUAUCAAUAGGUACUGUAGACCCUUAGGCAUUCCUAUUCUUUGUCCACAUAUUGGGCUGCUCAGGACAGAAUACAUCUGGUAGGUGAUAAUCUAAUAUUGUAACCAAAGAUACAAAGAGGUGUCAGCAUUAAAAAUAUCAUGAAAAUUUUGUUUUAUGUUUAUAUAAAUAUGUUGAUUCUAGGCUAUUGAGAUAUUCAGAAUUUUAAUGUAUAAUUCUUUAUGAUUAUAACUACUACUUUGCUAUCCAGGUGUGAUAAAUAAUGUUUGAAGUUUUAUU
Messenger RNA from Penaeus monodon (black tiger shrimp), 1823 nucleotides. Its product is annotated as thymidylate synthase-like. The transcript is spliced from 6 exons. The coding region runs from base 171 to 1166 and encodes 331 amino acids. Gene Ontology annotation, cellular component: mitochondrion; cytosol. Gene Ontology annotation, biological process: dTMP biosynthetic process. Gene Ontology annotation, molecular function: thymidylate synthase activity. NCBI's taxonomy places the organism in Eukaryota, Metazoa, Arthropoda, Malacostraca, Decapoda, Penaeidae. The record is from RefSeq and is a predicted model, not a curated record.